AGGUACGAGCGAGUCCACAGUCGAAAGCUCGUCAGUUGUUAAGGCUGGAACGCUGUAACCCGCUCUCUCAAGCACACCCUAAUCAGGUCUCCGAAUGCCGCCGAAAGCGCCGAAUUUGAAGUUCAAACCGAAGCUCGUGUUGCGUGAGGAUGACACAACCCUUCGUCCCCUCGCUCCGCCGAGCACCGAUGACUUAAGUCUCGUCCAGCUGGCCCGUCUGCAGGGCCUUUACGUUGACGAGGAGCACGUGCGGAGCACGGCAGAUACUGGCGGGGGUGCAGGACAGCCGCCAACGCCGGCGCCAACGCCCGCAUCUCCGUCCAGCGCACAAGGCGGGCCACCUGGACGUGGGGGAGGUGGCAGCCGUAGUGGGGGCGGUUCAUCUCGCCGUGGAGCGAACUUUGCCAACGAAGAGGAGAGCGACGAGGCGCAGGGUUCCUCUGCGCUGUUGCGGCCCAAGGCGGUCCGCGGACACAACCUCAGCGCCCACGCCGCCCUUCAAGAGGCCUCCCGCCGUCAGGUGGACCUCUCCGACUUCCCCGAGACCGCGCCACCGUUGCCGGUGAACUCGAUGAACACCAUUGUGUCCCCUGCAAUGGCGCGACAGGGCACCGCCCUGCACACGACCCUGUACCCGCCGCUACCGCUGGACGCCUCACUGCCGUCGCGGCUGGCGGCAGAGGCGGGGAGUGAAGUGUGCGCUGUGGGGGAUGGUGCUACGCUCACCCCAUCACUAACAGCAGCAACGGAGAAUGCAACCCCGCUCGAUGUGGACGGCACCGCCUUCUUGCGUGAGGCAGAACGAGAGCAGCAGCGCGCGUACGAGGCGAAUGCGCGUUUCUUCGAGGAGCACCUUCUCCCUACGCAGCAAAUGAACACCACCGUCGCGGCGGCUGGUGGUGCUGGGGUGCCAGGGGAGCUCAUUUGGAUGCAGCUCCCACGCUUUCACGAGAAUCCGCCCUUCUCCUUUACGGACCUUCCCCCUGGGAAGGUGGGGGAGUUGAAGGUGCUGCGCAGCGGUCGCAUGGUGAUGGAGAUUGCCGGGGUGUACUACGAUGUGUCCGUGGAGGGGUAUGAUGACGUCGGCAGCGAUGGCGCCUGUGCCAUGGCGGUGGCGACUCAGCCGUGCCCGUACCCCUCGGACCCCACCUCGCAGGCCAGUUGCUAUGAACUGGGGCUGUUGCAGAAGAAGCUCAUCUGCACCCCAACGCUUGAAUGA
This is a messenger RNA of Leptomonas pyrrhocoris, 1219 nucleotides long. RefSeq lists its product as hypothetical. The record is from RefSeq and is a predicted model, not a curated record. Gene Ontology annotation, cellular component: RNA polymerase III complex. Bases 95 to 1219 code for a protein of 374 amino acids. Gene Ontology annotation, biological process: transcription by RNA polymerase III. Gene Ontology annotation, molecular function: DNA binding. NCBI's taxonomy places the organism in Eukaryota, Euglenozoa, Kinetoplastea, Trypanosomatida, Trypanosomatidae. The transcript has a single exon.